AUGCGCUCCACCAUCAUCGCAGCUGCUCUGCUUGCAGUCAUCCCUACAGUUCUAGGGGGGUUGCAUUGCCAACCCAGACAAAUCGACUCCUUCCCAUACCCCCCGAGUAUCGAGGCAGUGAAGCGCGAGAUGCACACCUGCAUUGACCGCAUGAAAAUAGGUACCGGAACUGAUAAAGGGUGGAAGGAGGACUGGUGGCAAUGCGUCUACUACGGCUUUUUGUUGACCGGCUACGCCUGGAGGAAUUCUAAACACUGCUGGCAGGCCUGCGCGCCAUGCCUUCAUGAUGCCGUCGACAACGGCUAUGCAGUGGCCAACUGCGAGAAGCACGAACGUAUGGCUCGAUGCUAUUUCAAGUACAAUCCGUGGGACGAGCCUGUUGCCGCGGCGAACAACUCGACGGAUGAGCUCACGGCAGAGUCCUGA
This is a messenger RNA of Anthostomella pinea, 426 nucleotides long. NCBI's taxonomy places the organism in Eukaryota, Fungi, Ascomycota, Sordariomycetes, Xylariales, Xylariaceae. The record is from the annotation of a GenBank genome assembly.